UCUGAUGAAUGACGUCAUGACGCUGCGACAGUUCCCCGUGUGAAGACGUUUGUCGGGGUUGCGGGAAUGUCCGGUAUACAAGUACCCAAUCUCGGGAGUCUGAUCGCCCCGGACUGGCUACAGUCACCCGAGGGUCGGGACUACGUCACCUACUGUAUCCUGCGGAAGAAGAAGAGGAGGACAUUCGGGCUGAUCGAGCGGCCGGUUCUCCCCCCACAGUUUCCCGCUGAUGUCGCCAGUUAUAAGAUUUUUGUUACUGGGAAAAGUGGAGUAGGGAAGACGUCCCUCAUCGCUAAACUGUGCGGCCUGGAGGUUCCCAUCGUGCAUCAUGAGACCACAGGGAUCCAGACGUCCAGUGUGUAUUGGCCCGUACGUCCCCGGGACAGUGAGCGUCCCAUCAUUUUCGCCUUCCACUUCUGGGAUUGCGGUGAGUCUGCGCUGAAGAAGUUUGAUCACAUUCUGCCUGCCUGUAAGGACAACGCUGACGCCGUCCUCUUCCUCUUCUCCUUCACUGAUCGCUCCUCCUUUGAGGAUGUUCCGGCGCUGAUCUCCCGGACUCUGAGCCAAGAAGAGAACGCGGCUCGUGUGGUGAUCGGCACCAAACUGGACCAGUUCAUGCACACAGACGUCACCGAGCAGGACAUCAGGGACUUCCAGCAGACGUGGCAGCUGCCCAUCAUGCGGGUCAGGAGCGUCAAUGGUCCCCGAACCGGCGAUGGGCGGAGUCUGGAUGGACGGGUAGAACUGGCAGACGCUGCUCCGGUGCUGAAUGGCUUGGCCGAAGUCCUUUGGCACAGAGACCAGAUCACUGCCGGACUGAUUGACAUUGGACAGAGUGGAUCCCAGGAAGAGAUCUGCGAGCAGCAGUCGUGAUCGCCGGUAUCAUGUGACUUUCCUAUGAUAUUGAUAUUUAAUGGGUUAAUUUAUUCCGGAUUUAUUAUUUGGGAGAAUUUUUUGCUUUUCAAUAAUUUAUAAAAUAUUCUACAG
Hyla sarda is the source of this 987-nucleotide messenger RNA. It is a transcript of the gene CPLANE2, whose product is annotated as ciliogenesis and planar polarity effector complex subunit 2. Gene Ontology annotation, molecular function: GTP binding; GTPase activity. The record is from RefSeq and is a predicted model, not a curated record. NCBI's taxonomy places the organism in Eukaryota, Metazoa, Chordata, Amphibia, Anura, Hylidae. The transcript is spliced from 5 exons. Bases 67 to 873 code for a protein of 268 amino acids.